Raphanus sativus (radish) is the source of this 2632-nucleotide messenger RNA. RefSeq lists its product as uncharacterized. The coding region runs from base 153 to 2462 and encodes 769 amino acids. The transcript is spliced from 2 exons. Gene Ontology annotation, molecular function: zinc ion binding. NCBI's taxonomy places the organism in Eukaryota, Viridiplantae, Streptophyta, Magnoliopsida, Brassicales, Brassicaceae. The record is from RefSeq and is a predicted model, not a curated record.
AUAUGGAUGAGGAGGCAUCAAAAAAAAAAAAAAAUCGCCGAUCCCGUCUUUGCCCUUCUCCAUCGCCCAGAUUUUCCCCAUUGGACCCCUCCUCGUCCUUCUUCCUUACCCGCCAAAUCCUUUUUCUUUGAAUCCGUUUUACUAUAGAUGAAAUGGCAAAUCACCAGCUGAUGAUGAUGAUGGCGGAUGAGAACCCCGAGAUAUCGUCUUUUAGACAGGAGGAGCAUUUUGUAGAACCUAUACAGAACAAUCAACUGCUUCCUCCUCCUUCUGCUCAUGGCUACAAAUUUGAUUUCCAACCGCUACAGGCAACUGACCUACACAUAGGUGUUUCACGUGAGCAAAACGAGGUCUGGAACCAAAACUCAACAACAACUCACUGUGAUGAAGAAGAACAGUCUCUGGAAGGUAAAGCUGAGGUUGUAUCUCAGGAGAUCCGAGACGGAAGCUACGACAAUGCUACUUACGACAUCUCAUUCCCUGAUAACGAUGGUGAAGACGACUCUGAAGAAGCUUCGGAGAAUGAUAAACUAGCUUUAGCAGUAGUUUCCGAGGAUCUCAACGAUAGCUUACAGUUAGGUGUUGGUCACUGCAUGAAUACUGAUUUGGACAUUAGCCUUUCUCAGCAGCAGCUAGAGUUGGCUCCUCCUAGUACUCAGUGCAGGUCUCUUGUCACAGCUUCUCCUCCUAUUGUUCAGUGCCGGUCUCUCGUCGCAGCUCCUGACCACGACUUGGUCGUCGGUAUGGAGUUUUCUGAUGUUCUUUCUUGUAGGAGAGCGUUGAGAGACGCAGCGAUCGCCUCGCGGUUCGAGAUGCAGACGGUUAAGUCCGACAAAACUCGCUUCACUGCAAAGUGCGCUAGUGCGGGCUGCCCUUGGAGGAUUCACUGCGCCAGGCUUCCCGGUGUGCAGACUUUUUCGAUAAGGACUAUCCACGGGAGCCACACGUGCGAUGGUAUCUUACACCUCGGUCACCACCAGGCUUCGGUUCAGUGGGUUGCUGAGGCUGUGAAGCAGACGCUGAGAGAAAACCCACAUUGCAAACCUAAGGAGAUACUAGAGGAGAUUCAUCAGGUCCAUGGGAUUACGCUGUCCUACAAGCAAGCGUGGAGAGGGAAAGAGCGUGUGAUGGCUAAUGUCCGAGGUUCUUUCGAAGAAGAGUACCGUCUUCUUCCUCAGUACUGCGUUGAAGUCAGAAGAGCGAACCCUGGGAGCAUCGCUGUGGUUAACGGACACCCUGAUGAUGGGAGCUUCCAACAGCUGUUCAUCUCUUUCCAGGCAUCGAUCUCUGGUUUCCUUAACGCUUGUCGGCCUCUCAUUGCAUUGGAAAAAAUCGUUUUGAAGAGCAAGUAUCUAGGGACGCUGCUGCUCGCCACUGCGUUUGAUGGAGAUGGAGCAAUGUUUCCUUUGGCCUUCGCGAUCGUUGGCGAGGAGAAUGAUGGUAGCUGGAACUGGUUCCUCUCUGAGCUGCGUCAGCUGCUCGAAGUGAACAACGAGAACAUGCCGAAACUGACGAUUUUGUCUAAUAGAGAGCCGCUCAUUGUUGGUGGAGUGGAGGUUAAUUUCCCAACGGCGUUUCAUGGCUUCUGUAUCCAUCAUCUCGCGGAAUCUUUUCUUAAGGAGUUCAACAACGACUCUGUUCUUGUGAACCUCUUUUGGGAAGCAGCGAAAUGCACCACCGAGUUUGAGUUUCACGCAAAAGUUCAGGAGAUGUUUCAGAUGUCCCAAGAAGCUGCCAUGUGGGUCAGUAACAUCCCUCCCUUUUUAUGGACCACUUUCUGCUUUGAAGGAGCGAGGUUCGGACAUCUGAAUGCAAACGUUGCCGAGUCGAUCAACGGUUGGGUUCAAGAAGCUUCGGGUCUUCCUAUAAUCCAGAUGAUGGAGUGCAUCCGUCGCCAGUUGAUGACUUUGUUCAGUGAACGCCGUGAAACAAGCGUGCAGUGGUCAAGUAUACUAGUUCCAUCUGCUGAGAGGCAAGUCGUCGAGGCUAUAGAACUAGCCCAGGCGUACCAAGUCCACAAAGCAAACGAGGCACAGUUCGAGGUCAUGACCGGUGAAGCAACAUUGUUAGUUGAUAUUAAAUGCCGUUCAUGUAUGUGCCGCGGAUGGGAUGUACACGGUUUGCCUUGUAGCCACGCAGCUGCGGCGCUCCUCUCUUGCAGACAGAACGUUUACAGGUUCGCGGAGAGUUGCUUCACUGCUGCAAAUUACAGGAGAACUUACGCAGAAACCAUACAUCCAGUUCCAGACAAGACCAUGUGGAAGAAAACAGAAGCUGAGAGAGAAAGUGGUGAGGAUGGUGAUGAGGUUAAGAUAACACCACCGAGGGUGUUAAGACAGCAGCCGCGGCCAAGGAAGAGGAGAGUCCAAGGAGAGGACCGUGGGCGUCAAAAGCGGGCGGUUCGAUGUAGUCGGUGUAAUCAGCCUGGCCAUUUCAGAACAACUUGCACAGCUCCUACAUAAAAGAAAAAAGCCUAUGAUCUCUCUUUUAGACCUUUUUUGUUUUUGAAAUUUAGGUUUAGAACAUUCUUUGCAAAGCCUUUCUCUUAAACUCAAAUUUUCAGAUAUCUAACAACGGUGAUAUUUUACCUAAACAUCUUUAAGAGUCGAUUUAUAUAUUUUCUUAUGUUAUA